Molecule: messenger RNA, 4144 nt
Organism: Orycteropus afer afer
Lineage: Eukaryota; Metazoa; Chordata; Mammalia; Tubulidentata; Orycteropodidae
Gene: CAND2
Product: cullin associated and neddylation dissociated 2 (putative)
Biological process (GO): protein ubiquitination; SCF complex assembly
Cellular component (GO): nucleus
Source: RefSeq, a predicted model, not a curated record
CCAUAUUCCUUCCCGCCGGCGGCCCCGCGGCGCGCAGCCACCAUGAGCACCGCCGCCUUCCACAUCUCCAGCCUCCUGGAGAAGAUGACAUCCAGCGACAAGGACUUCAGAUUCAUGGCUACCAGUGACCUGAUGUCAGAGCUGCAGAAAGACUCCAUCCAGCUGGAUGAGGACAGUGAGCGCAAGGUGGUAAAGAUGCUGCUCAGGCUUCUGGAAGACAAGAAUGGGGAGGUGCAGAACCUGGCUGUCAAGUGCCUGGGUCCUCUUGUGGGCAAAGUGAAGGAGUACCAGGUGGAGACCAUCGUGGAUGCCCUCUGUGCCAACAUGCGGUCAGACAAGGAGCAGCUUCGAGACAUCGCUGGCAUUGGCCUCAAGACGGUCCUUUCAGAACUCCCGCCUGCAGCCACAGGCUCUGGCUUGGCCACAAACGUGUGCCGCAAGAUUACAGGCCAGCUCACCAGUGCCAUCGCCCAACAGGAGGAUGUGGCUGUACAGCUGGAAGCCUUGGACAUUCUCUCUGACAUGCUGAGCAGGCUGGGCGCCCCCCUGGGCGCCUUCCACGCCAGCCUCCUGCACUGCCUGUUGCCUCAGCUGAGCAGCCCGCGCCUGGCGGUGCGCAAGCGAGCCGUCGGGGCGCUCGGUCAUCUGGCGGCCGCCUGCAACACCGACCUUUUCAUCGAGCUCGCCGACCACCUGCUGGACCGACUGCCCGGCCCACGCGCACCUGCCAGCCCCGCCGCUAUCCGCACCCUGAUACAGUGUCUAGGCAGCAUAGGCCGGCAGGCCGGCCACCGCCUCGGUGACCACCUGGACCGCCUGGUGCCCUUGGUGGAAGAACUCUGCAACGUGGAUGAUGACGAGCUCCGAGAGUCCUGCCUCCAGGCCUUUGAGGCCUUUCUGAGGAAGUGCCCCAAGGAGAUGGGCCCUCAUGUGCCCAAGAUCACCAGCCUCUGCCUCCAGUACGUGAAGCAUGACCCCAACUAUAACUACGACAGUGAUGGGGACGAGGAGCAGAUGGAGACAGAGGACAGUGAAUUCAGUGAGCAAGAGAGCGAGGACGAGUACAGCGAUGAUGAUGACAUGAGCUGGAAAGUACGCCGGGCAGCGGCCAAGUGCAUUGCAGCGUUGAUUGGCUCACGGCCCGACCUGCUGCCUGACUUCCACCGUACCCUGGCGCCUGCACUCAUCUGCCGCUUCAAGGAGCGUGAGGAGAACGUCAAGGCCGAUGUCUUUGGAGCUUACAUUGUGCUGCUUCGGCAAACACGGCCCCCAAAGGGAUGGCUGGAGGCCAUGGAGGAGCCCACCCAGACAGGCAGCAACCUCCACAUACUGCAAGGACAGGUGCCACUUGUGAUCAAGGCCCUGCAGCGGCAGCUCAAAGACCGGAGCGUGCGAGCCCGCCAGGGCUGCUUCAGCCUGCUUACUGAGCUGGCAGCUGUCCUCCCUGGCAGCCUAGCAGAGCACAUGCCCUUGCUGGUAUCAGGCAUCAUCUUCUCACUGGCAGACCGCUCUAAUUCCUCCACCAUCCGGAUGGACGCCCUGGCCUUCUUGCAGGGGCUGCUAGGCACGGAGCCAGCAGAGGCCUUCCACCCACACCUGCCCACUCUGCUACCACCCGUACUGGCAUGUGUAGCUGACCCUUUCUAUAAGAUUGCGGCUGAAGCGCUGCUGGUGCUGCAAGAGCUGGUGCGGGCCUUGUGGCCGUUGAACCAGCCUCGGGUGCUGGACCCUGAGCCAUACAUCGGAGAGAUGUCAGUGGCUACUCUUGCACGGCUCCGUGCCACUGAUCUGGACCAGGAGGUAAAGGAACGGGCCAUCUCUUGCAUGGGCCACCUUGUGGGCCAUUUGGGUGACCGGCUUGGAAAUGACCUGGAGCCCACAUUACUGCUGCUCCUGGACCGCCUGCGGAAUGAGAUCACCCGGCUGCCCACUGUCAAGGCACUUACUCUGGUUGCCUUGUCACCGCUGCGGCUGGACCUGAAGCCCAUCCUAGCUGAGGCGCUGCCCAUCCUGGCCUCGUUCCUCCGCAAGAACCAGAGGGCACUGCGGCUUGCUACGUUGGCAGCCCUGGAUGCCCUGGUCCAGAGCCAAGGCCUCAGCCUCCCACCACCUGCUAUCCAGGCUGUGCUAGCUGAGCUGCCUGCCCUGGUCAGUGAGAGUGACAUGCACGUGGCCCAGCUGGCAGUGGACUUCCUGGCCACAGUGACCCAGGCCCAGCCAACCUCUCUGGCCAAGGUCAGCGGCCCCAUGCUCUCAGAGCUGCUGAGGUUGCUUCGCUCGCCCCUGCUUCCUGCAAGUGUGCUGGCUGCCGCCGAGGGCUUCCUGCAGGCACUGGUAGGGACCCGGCCCCCAUGUGUGGACUACACUGAGCUCAUAGACAUGCUCACCGCACCCGUGUAUGACCAGGAUGAGGACAGUGGGCCAGGCCUGCACAAGCAGGUGUUUCAUUCAUUGGCCCGGUGCGUGGCAGCUCUUGUGGCCGCCUGCCCCCAGCAGGCAGCAGGCACUGCAAGCCGUUUGGUCUGUGAUGCCAGGUCACCUGACUCAAGCACUGGGGUCAAGGUUCUGGCAUUCUUGUCACUGGCUGAGGUGGGCCAGGUGGCCGGGCCGGGCCCCCAGCGGGAGCUGAAGACAGUGCUCCUGGAAGCCUUGGGGUCACCCAGUGAGGACGUUAGGGCAGCUGCCUCCUAUGCGCUGGGUCGUGUGGGCGCCAGCAACUUGCCCGACUUCCUGCCCUUCUUGCUGGGGCAGAUCAAAGCAGAGCCGCGGCGGCAGUACUUGCUGCUGCACUCACUCAGGGAGGCUCUGGGGGCCACCCAGCCUGACAGCCUGAAGCCCUACGCAGAGGACAUCUGGGCCCUGUUGUUCCAGCGCUGUGAGGGUGCUGAGGAGGGCACCCGGGGUGUCGUGGCCGAGUGCAUCGGGAAGCUGGUGCUUGUGAACCCUCCCUUUUUCCUGCCCCGCUUCCGGAAGCAGCUGGCUGCAGGCCAGCCACACACCCGGAGCACUGUCAUCACAGCUGUGAAGUUCCUCAUCACGGACCAGCCCCAUCCCAUCGACCCCCUCUUGAAGAGCUACAUUGGAGAGUUCAUGGAGAGCCUGCGGGACCCGGACCUAAAUGUGCGCCGGGCCACUCUGGCUUUCUUCAACUCAGCUGUGCACAACAAGCCCUCCCUUGUCCGUGACCUGCUGGAUGACAUCUUACCACUCCUCUACCAGGAAACAAAAGUCCGCCGGGAUCUCAUCCGGGAGGUAGAGAUGGGACCUUUUAAGCAUGCAGUGGAUGAUGGGCUCGAUGUGCGGAAGGCAGCCUUUGAGUGCAUGUACUCACUGCUUGAGAGCUGCCUGGCCCAGCUGGACAUUUGCGAGUUCCUGAACCACGUGGAGGAUGGGCUGAAGGACCACUAUGAUAUCCGGAUGUUGACUUUCAUCAUGCUUGCACGGCUGGCUACCCUGUGUCCUGCUCCUGUCCUGCAGAGGGUGGACCGGCUCAUUGAGCCACUCAGGGCCACCUGCACCGCCAAGGUGAAAGCUGGUUCCGUCAAACAGGAGUUUGAGAAGCAAGAUGAACUGAAGCGCUCGGCAAUGAGGGCAGUGGCCGCCCUGCUGACUAUCCCUGAAGUGGGUAAAAGCCCUAUCAUGGCCGACUUCUCUUCCCAAAUCCGAUCUAAUCCCGAACUUGCUGUCCUCUUUGAAAGCAUCCAGAAGGAUUCCACUUCAACUCCCAGCACAGAAUCAAUGGAGCUUAGCUAGUCCUCCUCCAGCCCUCAGGGGGGCCCUUACUAAAGAGGGGCUCACCCCAGGCCUGAGGCCUCACCCUUCACUACAGACCUCUGCUUUGCCUUCUCAUCACCUCCCUGGGGGCUCUCCUGCUCCUGGUCAGGCUCAGUGCCUUCUUUAGGGACCCCAACCAGCAGGCUCUCACCAGAACUGGAGGCUGCCAAGUUGGGCCCUGUAACUCAGGACACCCAUAGUGCAAUAGGGUGAGGACAUUCCCAAGCCCUUCCACAGAAGCCCAUCUAUAUACCCUCUCCAUAGUAGUCUGGUUUCUUCAAGCUGGGGGCAGGUGGUUUCCCUACCUCCUGAAAUAGUAACUAUUAUUAGAAACAUGCUGUGCCCAAAGCUAUGAAAUGUUAGGAGGCAG